CCCCUGUGGAGUGAUCUGCUGCUCUCUUUUGAUCCCACUAGAAACCUAUCAGUCUUCGCUGUUAGGUAAAAAGGUCCGAAAAUCGUCCCCAGACUAUUCUUGACUAUUUUCGGAUAUCCCCCCUGUAGAGGGACAGGCUCGACUUACGCGCAGAAGCAGGUGGCGGCACAUGCUGCAGACGGCACUCGGGUCCUGCCAGAUGGACUAGCUGCCGAGAUGCUUCGCUGCGCCUUCGGGCCAGCCGGGUCCCAAGCCGCCGAGGAAAUCCCCGACCUGACUCCACAGGCCCAGGGGCAGGUGGUGCCUCCGGCACAGCUGCGAGAGGCCCCCGAGGAGGCGGCUCCGCAUCGCGACGAAAAGCCUGGGCCUGCCGUCCUCGCACAGGGCCUCGAGCAAGGCCUGCCGCAAGGCCUCCCGCGCGCGGCUGCCUGGCAGCGGCAGCUCGGUGGCCGGGUCGCGCGCGACUCGGAAGCACUCGGGCCCUAUGGCUCCCUCGUGCCCGGCGACAUGGGGCCCCAGGUCGCGGGAGCCGUCCAGGCCGCCUCCAGGAGCGGGGCGUAGCUCCCGAGCAGGUCCACCCGGAGCGCCACGCCGUGCGAGCCCCGGACCCGCAGGGCCUGGCAGCACGGCAGCGGCCGGUUCAGCGGCCGGGGCGAGAGCCCGCCCUGCUGAGCUGCUCGAUCCGCAAGUUUGCGCCCGUCGAGGCGGUGGAGGCAAAGCUGGGCAGCUCCCGCAGGCCGAGGUUGCGGGUCCCAAGAAUAUGCACCACCACCACGUCGAUUCCUCC
Prorocentrum cordatum is the source of this 787-nucleotide messenger RNA. NCBI's taxonomy places the organism in Eukaryota, Dinophyceae, Prorocentrales, Prorocentraceae. The record is from the annotation of a GenBank genome assembly.